AAAAUCUCAGCAUUCAUAAAUCGUAGCUGAUGGAAGCACAACACGCGUGUGUUCACGCUUCUUCACGCCGAUAUUAAUGCUUUUCCUCGUCAUCGCGCUCUUGUUGACAUCCGUUAAUUCCGCCCUACGCCCAACUCCCUCGGCUGAAACUUGCCUUUUUGGCCUCUCUGUUCGGUAUACGACAAAGUGAAGUAGUGAAGUGCCAGGCCUCUGCUAGUACGUUCCAGAAACAGGGCUGGUUGACGGGUCAUUUGCGUUUUACCUGUUGAAAGCUAGUGUCAGCAUAGGCUAUCAUGCCGAAAGAACUUUUGCAUUGCUACCGCCUGGGCUGUGGGCAGAAAUUCGACCCUGAAGAAAAUCAGGAAGAUUCCUGCACGUUCCAUGCUGGACAACCUGUUUUUCACGAUGCGUAUAAAGGAUGGUCCUGUUGUAACAAGAAAUGUACUGAUUUCACGGAAUUCCUCAACAUUCGGGGUUGUAGCAGCUCUUUCCACAGCAACGAAAAGCCGCCUGAACCUGAAAAGCCAGUUGUAGAUAAGUCGAAGGCUGAUGAGGUGAUUGUUGUGAGACCACCUGUCCAAGAGAGUUUGCCUCGUCCACCUCUUACUACUCCUCUUACUACCCUGAAGACUGAGAUAUCACCUUCAGUAAAGCAGCAGCUAGAAACUCUUCAAAAAUCUGAUGAUUCUUCUGAUCAAAUUGUUGGGGAUGGUACACCUCCUAUUGGAACAACUUGCAAAAAUGGCGGGUGUAAAGCUAGUUAUGAAGGAAUUCAAUCAGUUGAUGACCAAUGCCUUCACCACCCUGGAUUUCCUGUUUUUCAUGAAGGUAUGAAGUUCUGGAGCUGUUGCGUGAAACGCACGUCAGAUUUCAACGCAUUUUUAGACCAGGCAGGCUGCUCUAGUGGGAAACAUGUCUGGUUCAAGAAGGAGUCUAAGGCUGGCGUAAAAUGCAGAUAUGACUGGCAUCAAACUGGCAGUCAUGUGGUAGUCUCUGUUUUUGCCAAAAAGUAUGACCCAUUCAAAUCUUUUGUAAAGUUAAACCCAAUAAGACUUGUAAUCCAUAGUUACUUCCCAGAAAGUGAUGGGUCGUUCGAUUUAGAUUUGGAAUUAGUUGGAGUUGUUAAUGUAGAUCAAAGCAGUGUAUCAAUGCUGGGUACCAAAAUUGAGGUGAAGCUAAAGAAAGCAGAAGUAGGUGCAUGGAAGAAUCUUAACAUCCCUAAGACUAGUGUUCAAUCUGAAACUUCUACCGACAAACCAGAAGAUAUUCCUUCAACACUAGAGAGCAGAGUAGAUGCUGUUGACUUGAGUGAUCUGUAGAUCUGUACAAUGAAUACUGGAUACUUUUCAAAGCAAAUAUGUUGCUAUUUUUUACUGUUAAACUUAAUUUUAUUAAUUUUUUUAUGAAACAGCAUUUAAGGUCAGUUUGUGGUUUAAAAAUAUAGCAUUCUUGCCAAGAAUUCUUGUAAAAGGAAAUUAACUUAAGCACAAACCUUCUAUGCAUGUAUGCGUGAACUGAAAUCAUACAAAACCUGUUACUCUAUGUGUUAAAUAAAUUAAUUGUCUUUGGUGA
This is a messenger RNA of Frankliniella occidentalis (western flower thrips), 1572 nucleotides long. RefSeq names its product cysteine and histidine-rich domain-containing protein morgana (gene mora). The coding region runs from base 294 to 1319 and encodes 341 amino acids. NCBI's taxonomy places the organism in Eukaryota, Metazoa, Arthropoda, Insecta, Thysanoptera, Thripidae. The record is from RefSeq and is a predicted model, not a curated record. The transcript has 6 exons.